AUGGAAGGAGUUGUGAGGUUUGGUCGCAAGGGCAAGCUGAGCCCUUGGUUUAUUGGGUCAUACCAGAUUCUGAAGCGAGUAGGGCCAGUUGCAUAUCAGUUGGAGCUACUUCUAGAGUUAGACCACAUACAUGAUGUGUUCCAAGUCUCGAUGUUGAAACGCUAUCGCUCUAAUCCUACACACAUUAUGCUUGUGGAGAAGAUUAAGGUUAGACCAGAUCUAACAAUUGAGGAGCUGGUUCAGAUCCUAGAUCGCGAUGUUAAGGUUCUACGUAGGAAAUCUAUCUCUUUAGUAAAGGUGUUGUGGCAGAAUCAUAGCACUGAGGAGGCUAGUUGGGAACCGAAGGAUUCGAUGCGUCAACAGUAUCCUCACCUUUUCAGAUCAGGAGGUCCCAGGUUCAAACCUUAG
Gossypium arboreum is the source of this 408-nucleotide messenger RNA. RefSeq lists its product as uncharacterized. The coding region runs from base 1 to 408 and encodes 135 amino acids. The record is from RefSeq and is a predicted model, not a curated record. The transcript has 2 exons. NCBI's taxonomy places the organism in Eukaryota, Viridiplantae, Streptophyta, Magnoliopsida, Malvales, Malvaceae.